AUGCUGAAAAUAUUCCGAUCGGCGGUACUUUGUUUAUUGUUGGUGUUGGGGACAACUGUGCCGAGUGGGACAUGCUGGACUUUUGUGGAGGAUGCCUUCACCAUCCAGCACUCUGUCACAGGAAACUGUUUAUCCGUUCAGAACUCAAAAAGUUUAGGCCUCUCGGCGUGCAGCCCUAACAGCACUACCCAGUUGUGGAAGUGGGGCUCGGGUCACCGCCUCUUCCACGUGGCGACCACUCUGUGCUUGGCGGUUGACGUUCAACCCAAGACUUUAACCCUGGUAGACUGUGACUCCGACCGGCCCAUAUGGUGGCGCUGCACGGACGACGCAGUGUUCACCGUCUACCAAAUGAGCCUGGUGGUCAAUGACGGUCGGUUAGGAGUUAAGCGAGACACCCGUGACGAUUGGAUGAGAGGGGGCUCUCAGGAAAACAUCUGCCAGAAGUCGUAUCGUGUGAUUCACACCACCAACGGGAACUCUGCCGGGGCUCCCUGCGAGUUCCCCUUCAAGUACAACGGAAGCUGGCAUCACGGGUGCAUCCCAGAUUCGGACCUGCCGGGACUCUCCUGGUGCUCCACUACCUCCGACUAUGAUCGCGACAGAAAGGACGGGAACUGCUUGAAACCUGAGAUGGGUUGCCAGACUCUGUUCAGCGGGCCGGAGGGGAACUCCUGCUAUGAGUUUGUUCCCAACGCCGCAGUUACCUGGCAACAAGCGCUGGAUUCCUGUCGGAGCCAAGGAGCGGACUUGUUGAGCGUGUCCUGCCCGGAUGAUCUCCACUCCUCGACGAUUUUAGACGGCCUCAACAUGAUGCCUGAGAGAAUGUGGAUAGGCCUCCAUCAGUUAGACACGUCGCAAGGCUGGCAGUGGUCGGAUGGCUCUCCGUUGUCAUACCUGCGCUGGGAAGCAGGAAUGCCGCCCGUCUCUCAAAUCAUUGAGUCAGACUGUGGAGUUCUGAACUCCAAGCACAAUUACGAAGCGGAAGCAUGUAGCAAACAACUUCCAUACAUCUGCAAGAAGAUCAUCAAUGCUACUCAGUCAACACCAGCGGAGUCACUCUUGUAUAAAGACACAACGUGUGCUUCCGGUUGGGUCCCGUGGAAUGGCUGGUGUUACAAGUUAGUGACAGACAACCCUUUAAACUUCACUGAAGCACAGAAGUUCUGCAACCAGACUGUCGGAGGAAGCUUUCUGGCAAGUCUUCACUCCGUUGACAGCAAAGAGAUGAUCAGCACGAGUUUUCCCGCAGAUAACGUGUGGAUCGGUCUGGUCGGAGAGGGCGUGAAUCACACUGUUUUCAAGUGGUUGGACGGGACGCCAAUCACGUUCACGUUCUGGGGCCCAACUGAGCCGGCGCAGUCUUUGCAGGAUACCAGCUGUGUUUUCUACUCAUCGUCUCACAGUUGGAGUGUCAGCAACUGUUCCGAGCCACGAGCAUUCAUGUGUCAAACCAAAGGAGAGGUCAGCGAAUCAUCGGGGGUUGCCGGCUGUCGCUUUGAGGACGGCUGGAGGAGACAUGGUAACUCCUGUUACAGAGUGAACACCACAAAAGUGUCCUUCAAAGAUCGCUGUGACAUCACUAUCAGAAACCGAUUUGAGCAAGCCUUCAUCAGCCGUUUGCUAGGAGAUUACAUUGGUACCACACCUCAGUAUUUCUGGAUUGGACUACAGGAUGUUAAGAACACAGGGGAGUAUAAGUGGCACAGCCUGGAUGAUUCCCAAAGUGAACUUAUGUACACCAAUUGGGGUGCCUCUGAACCAGAACUGGAUGGUGGCUGUGCUGUGAUGACGACCGCAAACCACCUGGGCAAGUGGGAGGCGAAAAACUGUACCAACUUUAAGGCCGGCACCGUUUGUAGGACAGACCUCAGUCCUGUUAAACCAGUCGUGCCAGAGCCAGAUACCACCUCGCCGUGCCCGAAAGGAUGGAUAUCAGUACCAAAUGGAAAAUACUGCUUUAAGGUAUUUCACGAGGAAAGGCUGAGUCGCAAACGGUCUUGGGAGGAAGCGGAAAGGUUUUGUCAGGCCCUUGGAGCCAACCUGCCUAGCUUCACCAAUAUGGAUGAGAUGAGAGCACUGCACGAGAUCAUGAGAGACACCAUCAGUGACGACCGCUACUUUUGGGUCGGCCUGAACAGAAGAAACCCAGCCGACCGUUCUUGGAGAUGGAGCGACGGUCGUCCAGUCUCUAUGGAUGUUUUACAUCACGACUUCCAUGAGGAUGAUGCGUACAGUCGGGACUGCACUGCAUUUAAGACGAUAAAGAGAACCAUGAAGCACAUCUACAUGUUUUUACUCCACGACAUGCUUCCUGCGUCUUUUUUUGCUUCGCCAUUUCACUGCGAUGCCAGACUGGAAUGGGUUUGCCAAAUUCCUCGUGGAAAGACUCCAAAGAAUCCAGAUUGGUACAAUCCAGGUACACACCACGAGACAUCCAUCUUCAUCGACGGUGGCGAGUAUUGGUUUGUGAACGAGCCUCGGCUGACUUUUGAGGAAGCCAUCCUGUUUUGCACCACGAACGGCAGCAAAUUGGCGUCACCUUCGAGCCCUACUGCCGCAAGACUGAUCCACCAGAACUUGGCAAAGAUGUCAAGUUCUCCCAGGCAAGGCUGGUGGGUCAAUCUGAGAGAUCCCAGGCGGUUGUUUCCCAUAACGCAUCCACGUCUGCAAUACUACUAUCCAGCUCUCUUUGGCAGAUGCACCUCCGUCAAUCCUCAGAGCUCCUAUCCAAAGUAUGAGCACAGUUGCAGGGAGCGAUUGUCCUUUGUGUGCGAAAGGCUUAACGUCACAUCUGUGGAGAACAAUCCAUUGGAUCCUCAUCCUGGAGGGCUGCCAUGUGGAAAUAACUCAUUAGCCUUCAGAAAUAAGUGCUACACACUGCUGCAGAAGGUGAAGCCAGAGUCCUUCAAAACUGCCAAUGAGGCUUGUCUGUCAGUCAGGGGAACUCUGGUCACAAUAGCUGACCAAGUAGAACAAGACUUCAUCACCAGCCUAUUGCCGGAUAUUAAGGACAUGACAACCAUAUGGAUUGGUCUGAAACAUAAAAGCUACAAACUGGAGUGGCUGGACAAGUCGCCAGUCAAUUACGUCAAUUUCAAUCCGUUGCUGGUUGGAAUGCACAAAGCCAUAAACGUCAACACAUUUGACCCUGACAACAUGGAUCUGUGUGUAUUUUUAAUUAACAACCCUAACCCGGGCCUGAUGGGUACCUGGGACUACACUUCCUGUACCCAGUAUCAACAUGGUGCACUUUGCCAACACUAUGCAGAUCAAAUGGAGGAGCCCUCCAUCCCCUUGGAGCCCUUCCAGGUCAACAACCACACAUUCCAGCUGCUGGUCCAGAAUCUGACCUGGUUCGAAGCCUUGGAGCAGUGCAUGAAACUUGACAUGGACCUGGCCAGCAUCGCCGACACCCUCCUGCAGUCUACGCUCAGCGUGCAUGUGAGCCGUGCACGGAAGCCCAUGUGGAUCGGUUUCUUUAGUGAUGAUGACGGGAUCCACUACCGCUGGACGGACCACAGUCACACAGUCUUCAGUCGCUGGUCCUCUGACGUCACCGCCGGCUCGUGCGUUUACCUCGACACGGACGGCUUCUGGAAAGCCACCGAGUGUGAGCAGGGCCUCGGCGGCGCCAUCUGCCACAAACCGCACAGAGAAAUCAUAACCACACCGGAGGACGUGGCAGUCAAAUGCCCUCACAAAAUAAACGGUCCUAACUGGAUCCCGUUCAAGAACAACUGCUAUACCUUCCAGCUGGCCGCGACCAGAUGGGAACAGGUGGACAAAGGCCCCGUCCGCAGAACCUGCAGCAACUUCCACGAAGGCGCCGAGGUCUUAACCAUCCGGAACGCGGAGGAGAACGAGUUCAUCCGGCAGCAACUUGUGCCGUUUCAGAAUUUGGUUCAAUUUGUGUGGCUGGGGCUUUUCAAGAACAACACUGUCGGUAAUCAGUGGAAGUGGUACGACGGCACCAAUGUCCAGUUUUCUAACUGGAGAAACGGUAGACCGGAGGUCAACAGUGACUACAUGGCGGGUGUCAACCUCCAAGGCAAAUGGGGUCUGGUCACCAACCCGUUAUUGUUCUCAGAGUUCAAGCAAAGAGCCAUCGUGGCCUGCAAAAUUGAUAAUGAUCUGAAAAAGGAGUUCUUGAAAUCAACGAAAGAUUUUGAGCGCUUUCGGAAUUUGACCUACGAGGUGGUGACGCGCCGCCAGAUGAGUUGGUACCAGGCUCUGGAAGAAUGCGAUAGGCGUGGAGGCCACCUUGCCAGCGUGCACGACGCCGAGCAGAACGCGCACGUCAAGCUGCUGGCCAAGACUGACGGAUUCCCACUUUGGAUCGGUCUGUCCAACCAAGAGGCGCAAGGUCUGUUCUACGAGUGGUCCGACGGGACCCGGUACCGGUUCAAAGCAGAUAUUUCGGAGUCCCUUGAGGGCUCCGGCUCGGAAGAGCGGGAGGCCAGCUGUAUUUAUGUGACGCCUUCAGGGGCUUGGGUGAGAAGCGCUUGCCGCUCGCUGCUAGAUGGCGCCAUCUGCUACACCGCCGACAUCAGCACCCCAUCCCAGAGAGCCAAACUCCAGACAAGUUCGAAGGUUGUCAACAACUGCCCUCGAAUUAAUGGCACAUCCAAGUGGGUCCAACAUCACGACUUCUGCUACGCCUUCGACAUGAGCUUCUACAACUACAGCGUCUACGACAUGCGGCAGGCCAAGAACAUCUGUCGCAGCUUGGACGCUGAAUUGCUGUCUGUCAAAAGCAAGGAGGAGAACGACUUUGUGUCAAAAUACGUGACUGACGACCCGCUGAUAACCAGUCGAGUGUGGCUCGCUGUUGAUCUUGAUGCCAAAGGUGCCCCCGCCAAAUGGGAGGACGGAUCCGGGUUGUCCUACUCCAACUGGAAGUCUGAUGCCGUGGUUAAACCCAAGGGGUCCCCGUGCGCUGUCAUGGUCGCUGAGGACGGGGGAUGGGAUCUCGUCGGCUGCGAGUCCAGCCUCAGUCGCGUCGUAUGCCAAACCCGAGCCGGUUCUUCCGGGUCCCCCGUGGCGGUGGGCUUCUUCGUGGUAAUUCUGCUAGCACUGGUGCUAGCUGUGGCCUUCAUCGUGUACAGGAAGAAGCAAGGUCACUUUACCUCCACGGUGCGCUAUAAGAGGACCACCGACCAGGCGGACACCACCAGUAUUCUCACAGAAGCCGAUUGA
Nerophis lumbriciformis (worm pipefish) is the source of this 5199-nucleotide messenger RNA. The record is from RefSeq and is a predicted model, not a curated record. Lineage: Eukaryota; Metazoa; Chordata; Actinopteri; Syngnathiformes; Syngnathidae.